CCAGCCCGCCCGCAGCUCGCACCCCUGCCCGCAGGCUCCUCCAAGGGCGCCCUGGACAUGCUCACCAAGGUGAUGGCGCUGGAGCUGGGGCCGCACAAGAUCCGCGUGAACGCCGUGAACCCCACCGUGGUCAUGACGCCCAUGGGCCGGGCCAACUGGAGCCACCCCCAGAAGGCCAAGAGCAUGCUGGACCGCAUCCCCCUGGGCAGGUUUGCAGAGAUGGAAAAUGUGGUGGACACCAUCCUGUUCCUGCUCAGUGACCGCAGCUGCAUGACCACAGGCUCCGCGGUGCCCGUGGACGGGGGCUUCCUGGCCACUUGAGUCCCUGGCCCUUGCCCAGCCUGGCCCCCAAUAAACAUCAUUCCA
Condylura cristata (star-nosed mole) is the source of this 366-nucleotide messenger RNA. RefSeq names its product L-xylulose reductase-like. The record is from RefSeq and is a predicted model, not a curated record. Gene Ontology annotation, molecular function: carbonyl reductase (NADPH) activity; L-xylulose reductase (NADPH) activity. The annotation marks the transcript as partial. Gene Ontology annotation, biological process: xylulose metabolic process; glucose metabolic process. The transcript is spliced from 3 exons. NCBI's taxonomy places the organism in Eukaryota, Metazoa, Chordata, Mammalia, Eulipotyphla, Talpidae.